AUGCCUGAAAUUAUCAGCCCGUUAAUAGGCAUCUUGUUGGUCACUCAGACACCCAAAAAUCCCGACGAAGUUGUGUUUCGAUGGCCCCCAACCCCUAUGGUAAGGCCCAGGCUUUCCAGGCCCCAGCCAGACAAGUUUGAGCCAGAUGGGAGCUGGCGCGCAGCCUACUACAACUCUGAAACACCUGGAGGAUAUGAAGCAAGAGGAAAUGACGAAGACGAUAGUGAAGAUGACUACAAGUGGACUCGCCCUGGUAUACAAGUCCCACGACGAGCCUCACUAUCAUUUCCCCAUUCUCCGCCCAGGUCAUCCCGUGGCCCGACACCUCGUCCAUCUAACUACUCUAGCUACCACUCGCAUAAUGCUUCUCCAGCACACAGACACGGCCAGGACCCUGAUAUAUAUUCCAGCAUUCUUGGAUAUCGCCCUAGUCUUCUGGCCAAUAUUCUUAGCCCCAAAGCAGCACUUUGUCAUCAAAAAUUCGAGCUAGUCGUUGACGAGCUCACGUUUCUUGGGCAUCCCGUCUACGCUGGGCCGGAUGGGGGGUGGGGGUGGGAGGAGCUGUACAGGUCAAGAGCUGCGUCGAUAGUCGAACGACUUCCCGGUACCACCGAACGAAAUUUUGGCGAACGAGGAGCACUUGGGUUUGACCGAGGCGGAGAGCAGCCAGGUUCUUAUAUUCCGCGUUCGGGGUCCCUUAUCGAGCGCCCAGGGCUGUUCACUGAACGGCUGGAACUCUCUGAAUUACCUGCAUCUACUAGCAGUUCGUUUGGAGCCCUGCAGACGCCGCGCGCUUCUAAAUCCCACAAUUCCAUCGGCGAGGCAAGAGGGCGUAUGCCGACCCGUCCUCCUUUCGAGUUGCGCAUGAGUUCAGGUGAUACUAUACUAUCCCCAUCUCCCGGAGUUACACCUUCAUCUACGACGCCUAUAUCAGAGCCAUCGUCUGAAUCUUCAACCAUAGCUCAUAUGACCAGCUCUACUCGUAUAUUGCCGCACAUGGCCUCCAAUUCGACAUCGGCAUCGGACGCUGAUAGUGCUCCCCAAUUGACUUCUUUCCAUCUAGUGCUGGUCAUUGAUAAACUUGACCCUCAAUCCGUUUUCCCAAGAGAUUUACACCGGUAUAUGGACGUAUUUUACCAGCAAAUUGCCUUCAAGAUGACUGCUGUAAUGCACUACGAACAAGGCCGCUCGGGAUGGGUAGCCAAGGCCAGCGAACAGCUGAUCUGCCUAAGAGACCAAUGCAUUGUCGAUAGUAGUUCACAUUAUCCUAAUCCAAAUCUCAUCGUUCUGAUUCACGUUUGCCCAGAUGUCCCACUUCAACAAUAUUGUCAACGUGCACUCGACACUUGCCCUCUUGCCGCGGCUAUCAAAACGGUGUACGAAUCCGUCACCAAAGGCGCGGUUGCGCACAUUCAAAUCAACGACGUACCACUGGACAUUCAAUUACCUCCACGGCACGCCGCCAUGCUCGGAGGGGUCGCCAGCACCGGAAUACCCGAAGACGGUGUCGACCCACACGCGGACUUUGACCAGGGUCCGGCCUCGACUGGAGCAGAAGACGAAUUCGAGGAUGAAGUUGGCCGCGCUGAAGACGCUCGGAGGUUCGGGUGGUGGCUCCCUAGAUUGUUACCCUGGAAAGGAUUGCUGCUGCUUGAAGACGCGGGACCAGGUACAGGGGCUGAAAUGAUCGUUCGGAUGAAUUCUGGCAGGAUGAGCAGUACGGGGAACACUAAUGGGAGCGCGGGUGGAGAUGAAGAUGCUUUGGCGGAUGAAGAUAUGUUUAGGAAAUUUUUGACCUUUGUCGAUCCGAAACUGUCACUGUCUGACAUCGCCGAACUCUCGGAGCUUAACCUGAAAGUAGACGUUUAUCCGAUGACACGCCUCUUACUCUACAAUCGCAAGGCACGGAUCGUGGACGUUAUCCCGCCAGGGAUGAAAGUAAUAUAUACUGCUGCGCCUGCCUUCAAGCGUCCCCUCCCAGAACUCAGUGCCGUAUUCUCUCGCCUUUUCUCCACGGCUCCACCUCUCCCUUCGCUCCUCGCCACACUAACGUCAUAUUCCCGACCCUUUUCCUCGCUUGUCCCCUCCAGAGAUCACCGAUCUUUUUAUUUCGAUGUCCUAGUCUGGCUUCUCCGCCACGGUCUCCUCGAAAAACUCCACCUCCGGGUCCGGGUCGUCGCAACAGCCGAAAUCCGGGCCGCCACGCGAGGCGCACUCUCCCGGGAACGUGAAAAUGCCCGACUAGGGAAAGAGGUAGCCCAGGUUGUCGGAAAGAGAGAGAUCAAGAGGAGACGGAGGAAAAGGAGCAAAGCGAGCGACGAGGUCGAAGUGUACUUUGGUACCGCCUCUGGAGACAUGUUCGACCCCUCCUCUCCCGAGUUGAUGCGCCGUCAUGGGAGUCAUAGUUACCGAAGACAAGAGGAAGAAGAAGACUGGAUUGAUGAUGAAGAUGUGGAAGAGGAAGGUAUUCAUGGAGAUGGAGUAGGAAUGAUUGAUGCACUACUGGAAGAGGAUUCGAAUUUGGCUAGUGCUGGGGGUGUUAUCAUAGCCGAACCAGCCGAGGCCACUCAGUUGGAAAUGAGGUGGAUGGAGGCCAUGGUCGAAGGGAAGGACCCAGGGAUAUCUCAAAGGUUCCAUCGUAUUCGGAAAUACUUUGACGGUAAAAUUACUGCGGACGAGAUCUUGUAUAGGGAAGAUAUCACUCGACGAGAAUUUAGGGAGGUUAUUCAUCACUUUGAUACAUAUUUGAUUGUUUUCUUGCAUCCUUAA
This is a messenger RNA of Rhizoctonia solani, 2769 nucleotides long. RefSeq names its product nitrogen permease regulator of amino acid transport activity 3 protein. The transcript is spliced from 7 exons. Gene Ontology annotation, biological process: cellular response to amino acid starvation; TORC1 signaling; positive regulation of autophagy. Bases 1 to 2769 code for a protein of 922 amino acids. NCBI's taxonomy places the organism in Eukaryota, Fungi, Basidiomycota, Agaricomycetes, Cantharellales, Ceratobasidiaceae. Gene Ontology annotation, cellular component: GATOR1 complex. The record is from RefSeq and is a predicted model, not a curated record.